AUGGGCACGAAUUUUACCGACUUCGAGUCUGGCCAUCGUGACUUGGUCACAGUCACAAAGUUCAAUUUUUACGGUGAUCGAAUUGUGACGGGGUCGUCGGAUCAUAGAUUGAAGGUUUGGGACCAGAAAGAUGGGCAGUGGCAGUUGACUGAUACGUGGCGUGCGCAUGAUGCUGAGAUUCGAGAUGCCACUUGGAAUGGUCCUUUUACAGGACAGCAUAUUGGCAGUGUAGGAGAGGACAUGCGCCUCAAAAUUUGGCAGGAAGAUGUUACUCAACCUCCCAAUUCAGGCCGCCGGUUCAAGUCCAUCUUCCGCUUGCCGGCUCCUCACAGAGUGCCCUUUGUGUCGUUAGAUUUUCGCAAUAUUGACUUGGACACUUGGCUGGCUCUCAUUACCCGAGAUGGGUAUCUCAUGGUGAUGGAGCCUGUUAUGCCAGACACGCUCGGGGAAUGGCAGGCCCUUGACCAGUUCAGGGUGUGUACCGCGCCAGCACGAGGAGAAGAAACUAGUUUUCGGGUGCAGUUUCACCAUGACUCGUUCGAUGCCACGCACUCGUUGAAACCCGAUAGUGAUCGGAAGAGCUUGUCUCUCGUCGUCGCUGCCAUGGAUACAGUAAAAAUCUACAGAACUGACUCGAGCCGUCGAUUCUAUCACGCUGUCGAAUUGGCGGGKCACGGCGGKCUUGUUCGCGACAUUUCAUGGGCUAAUGGCUCCGUUCGUGGAUACGAUCUUAUCGCUAGUGGUUGCAAGGAUGGAUUCGUCCGCAUAUUCGAGGUUUACACAUCCUUGUCAGGGAAUGGCAAUCAUGGAUAUCAUCAUCAUAAUCGGAAUGGACAGGUUGUAGCGCAAUCGCCGUCUCAACGCGCCACGGCACAGUCGGGAAUCGGGUCUGCGCUGGCUAACCGGGCUCCGGUAACGGCUUCACCCCGUCCAACGAAUGUUGAUACUCCGUUUCGCCAUGAAUAUAGGGAGGUUGCUUGUAUUGAUAGUCAUCAUUUGGAUGUUUGGCAGGUACAAUGGUCGUUUGCAGGCGACUGCUUGAUCUCUUCAGGAGACGAUGGAAGCGUACGAUUCUGGAAAAAGGCUCUUACUGGAGAAUGGCUAGAAUUCGCCGAGACAGACAUGACAGACGAGAAUCAAACCAUCAAGCUGGGUGCUGAGGAACUUUUUCCAUCACCUGUUGAGGUAAAGGAGGUCAUCUGUCGGAUUAUGACAGAUACCUCCUUGCUCGCAACAACGCAUUCGACCGGAGAUUCGUAUCCGGUCACUGCUUCUAUCCACUCCCCGGCGCUGAAUGGCGCCAUAUCCGAUUCUGUCCCUCUGGAAGACGAAGAGCCCUACACCAUCAAAUGCAUUUGUGCCUUUGAGGACGAUGACGGGAAUACUGUCUUCUGUGAGAAGUGCGAAACAUGGCAACACAUCGAGUGUUACUACCAUGGCCAGGAGGUCCCGGACGUACACUUCUGUACAGACUGUUCACCCUCGCCACUGUACUUGGACGGAAAACGGGCCACUGAGCGACAGCGUCGUUUACGGGAGCAAAAUGAUAGCGGUGACCGGAAGGCCAAACGCUCUGGGUCAAAGAGCCACAAGAAAAAACACCACAAAGAGGAACUGGUCAACGGACACCACCGCAGUGAAUCCAUUUCUAGGGACCAGCCGGGUAUCCUCAAAAAGCCAAAAUCCUCUCAUCGACCAUCAGCGUCAGUGAGCUCUGUCAACGUACCACCCAAGUUGCAACCAGAUCCUCGAAAGCGAUCAGGGUCCAUGACAAACUCAAUGAGUCCCACGAAAUUCACAUCUACACCACCGCAAAUCCCUCUAUACUCUCACGAAUUCCUGCAUCUAUACGAGAACGACCGAGGUUAUCAGGACAGGGAGAGCAACUUAGUCAACAACAUACACCUAAUGAAUGGUAUGGGAUCAUGGGUCAAAGAUCCGUCGACAAUCCCACCAGAUGGUACUGGUCGUCCCCCACAGGAUGUUUUCGCGUAUGCAGACGUUCUGGAUUCUUCCGCAUGGCCUCAACUAUCGUUAGAUACCCAGAUCGAUAGGGAUAUCGAGAUGGAAGGUGUACAUCCAACCUGGAAAUUGCUGCGAACUCAAACCGCUGUCCACAAGGAUCAGAUUGUCGGCGAGGUCACAGGUAAAAUAGGCGAGCUUCGUGAUUAUUGUCUUGAUCCUGCAAAUCGGUGGCCAGAAUUACAUCACCCUCAGCCUUUUGUCUUUUUCCAUCCUCAACUUCCUAUUUACAUAGAUUGUCGCCAAGAAGGUUCCAAACUUCGAUACGUUCGUCGUUCGUGUCGCCCUAACGUCACGUUGAAGACUUUCAUCACCAAUGGGAUCGAGUAUCAUUUCUGUUUCGUCGCCAAUCAGGAUAUUCCCGCGGACUCGGAAGUCACGGCGAUGUGGUAUAUCGACCGCCAGUUCUCUGGAGACAGCGAUCAGGAGGAAGCCCGAGCGAUCUCCAUGAGCAAUCUUCUCGCUAACUUUGGCGGAUGUGCCUGCUCUCCAUCCCAGCAGUGUCUCUUAGCUGCUGUUGAUCGCCGUCGUCACCCAAGCUUGAAACAAAUGAAUGGCAAGCGGAGGAAGGCAAAAUCUAAAUCUGCUGUCUCGCCUACGAGUGUUGGUCGCUCUAAUACGAGUCGUGCGGGUAGUGAGGUAGCCAUCGACGAUGAUAACGCCGAUAAUCGAUCAACAUCUGGCUCCGUACGUGGACAGACCCGUAGUCGCGAUAUGACUCCAACACAUCCACCGCCUGAAUGGGCCUUGCAAGAUACGGAAUUGUCGGCGCGAGAUAGACGCAAAAUCGCAGCAGUGGAAAAGAAAUUCGAGCAGCUCGAGCAUGAUCAGCACGGACAGCGCAAGAAGAAGCGAGGCAGUGCAACAUCUUCACAUCCGAAUCUGCCUGCUCCACUACCUAAGCAGUCGAGUGUACCAGCUCCUGGCAAAUCUCUAAAGGUGGACACAGCUGCCAGUCGCUUGUCUGAUCCCCGACAUUUCUCACGCAAAGUAUCUGAUCCCACCAACGCGCGAUCACCUCUCUCACGCGCUGCCUACGUUGACGAAUCGCAACAAACUCGUCCUCCUCAGAUUAAUUUCGCUCCUCUAGGUCGACGACUGUUGAAACGCUGCCUGGAAGACAGCGCAAAGACCCAAUGGCCGACUAAGCGUCAACAACUGUCUGCAGGUCUAACACCCACGGAUGUCGCUCUUUCUCCGUCUUCGGUAGCCCUUUCACAAUCCUGGGGUUCUGGUGUACGGCCAUCUUCUUCGCAUAGUGAAGAUGUAGACAUGAAGGAUGGUCCAAGUGAUACAGCCUCUGUCAAGUCCGCAUCUCACGAGGUCAUGGCAAAACCACCCUUGCCAUCAACAGCAGCCCACAACACGCUUGUACCUGGGAUGUCGCCUCUCAAUAGUCGGAUGAGUCACCUUCAUGUUCAAUUACCGUCCAAUCACUUCGCAGUGCCUUCGACACCGGGUGCGGCAACUCCUGGGUCGCUCCAAUCACCAUCGGAUAUUGUAUCACAGCCAGCUCAGACACCAGGUGGCAGCAUCACAGCUCCUAGUCCUGUCAAGAAAAAGAUGAGUUUGGGUGAUUACAUGGGUCGUAGAGGAACGAUGGCAACGCCAACAACGGAAAAGACUCAGGCUCAAGCCACUACACCGGCUCUUGCACCAUCCAGCAAACCAACCUCGCAAGCUCAAUCGACCACCCCACCAUUAUCGACAGAUGGCGAAACUCAACCGCAACCGCAGUCGCAACCGGCCCAGGGAGCGGAGACGAUAAAAAAUGAAGCCUCACCGACCGAUACGGAUAUCACGAUGAAGGAUGUCCCUAGCAAACCCCCCAUAUCUCCUCCUUAUCUUUCUUCUCUUGGAGCGCAGGAUGACAGCAAAGUCCCGCCAAUGACAUGA
Talaromyces amestolkiae is the source of this 3918-nucleotide messenger RNA. RefSeq lists its product as uncharacterized. The transcript is spliced from 5 exons. Gene Ontology annotation, cellular component: nuclear pore outer ring; Seh1-associated complex. NCBI's taxonomy places the organism in Eukaryota, Fungi, Ascomycota, Eurotiomycetes, Eurotiales, Trichocomaceae. The coding region runs from base 1 to 3918 and encodes 1305 amino acids. Gene Ontology annotation, molecular function: structural molecule activity; protein binding. The record is from RefSeq and is a predicted model, not a curated record. Gene Ontology annotation, biological process: cellular response to amino acid starvation; positive regulation of TORC1 signaling.